AGCAGCUGGAGAGUGGAGUGCAGCCACCAUCAGGAAAGACUCAGUCCUGACAGAAAGACGAUUCUAUUCCAUCUAAAAUGAAGCUGCUGCUGCUUCUGCUUGUGCUGGGCUUGGAGCUGACCCUAGUCUGUGUCCAUGCAGAAGAAAAAACUAGUCUCACUGGAAAGAACUUUAAUCCAGAAAAGAUUGUGGGAAAAUGGCAUUCCAUUCUUUUGGCCUCUGACAAAAGAGAAAUGAUAGAGGAAUAUGGAAGCAUGAGAAUGUUUAUGGAGUACAUUCGUCUCUUCAAGAACUCGUCCUUAGCUGUUAAAUUCCAUACCAUUGCCAAUGAAGAGUGCACAGAGCUGUAUUUAGUAUGUGACAAAACAGAAAAGGGUGGUGUAUAUGAUGCCAAAUAUGAUGGAUAUAAUAGAUUUACUAUACUUGAUACAGACUAUAAUGAUUAUAUUAUAACUCAUCUCAGAAAUAUCAAGAAUGGGGAAACAUUCCAGUUGAUGAAGCUCUGCGGCCGGAAACCAAAGUUGAGUUCAAACAUCAAGAAAAAGUUUGGGGAUCUAUGCCAGAAGCAUGGAAUUGUUAAGGAAAAUAUAAUAGACCUAACAGAGGCUGAUCACUGUCUCAAGACCCAAGUUGAAAUAGUGGCCUGAGCCUCCAGAUGGGUAAUCUCCAGUGAGAAUGAAGAGUAGUGUUGAGUGUGAACUCCUAACCUGGACUCCAGCAUCAUCCCUUCCUGUCCACACACUGUUCGGUGACAAGUCCUGUGAUCUGAUUCCCAUCGCUGUCCCCCAGGAAAGCUUAAACCCUGCAUCCCCAGAAUCUUCCCUGAUUAUCUAGGAUGACUCAUCCAGAAUCAAAGGAUUUCUUUUAAAUGUCUCUUUGUCAUACCCAUGGCAACUCUGCAUGAAUGUCUUCCUCUCCCUGUUCAAUAAAUGAUUAACCUUGCAGUUA
Mesocricetus auratus (golden hamster) is the source of this 948-nucleotide messenger RNA. RefSeq names its product major urinary protein 20. The transcript has 7 exons. NCBI's taxonomy places the organism in Eukaryota, Metazoa, Chordata, Mammalia, Rodentia, Cricetidae. The record is from RefSeq and is a predicted model, not a curated record. Gene Ontology annotation, molecular function: small molecule binding; odorant binding. Bases 78 to 647 code for a protein of 189 amino acids.